UGCAGAUCGCUGCCAAAGCUAAGUAUGAAGUUUCUCGACACGGAAUGAAGAGAAAACAACUUUUUAAAGACUUGAGUGAAAGUUGCAGCAGCCAAGGGUGUUCACAUGAACAGUAAAGCGUGUUUAUCUGUUACGAGUUGACUUUGAAGUGGACUUUGAGUGAGUCGGGACUGGAGAGACACUGAUCCCGGACCCGCUGUAAUGACAACAAACCUACAGCGAAAUAUGAGUGUUUAAACGAAUUUAAUGGUUCUGGUCUUCAGGACCAAACAGUUCCGCUCCAGUCUUCCCAACCUUCUAAACAACAGCAUCAACAGAGCCUCUCGUUUACAGAAACUGAGCUCCAUGAAACCCAAACCAACUACCCAGAAUAGGCCCUAGAAACUUGAGAGUCAAAAACCGUAAGGAAUUCAUUGAGAAAAAUAGAUUUUCCAUUUCCCCGGCCUUCCGGAUCCAUAACCAGACAGAUCACUGAAAUUGACGGUCUGUUGAUUUUGAUGAUGUGAUUGUAUUAUCCGGUAGUCAUCUGGCUGUCAGUUACGCUGACCAAGUGUUACCAGAAAAGUGAAUCCUGGGAUAGGUUCAUGUGGCGGUCUCGCCGCUGGAUGGAGGUGUAAAGAAGGAGCAGGAUUCUUGUGGAACACUGGUGGAGUUCUGGCUGGUAGGAGAUCAUGGGAAAAGAGCAGGAUCUUCUGCAAGCGGUCAAGAAUGGAGAUCUAACCACAACACAGAAACUGUUAGCCAAGGUCAAAGCCAGUAGAAGCAAGUUACUGGUCUCCACCAAGAGACUGAACAUUAACUAUCAGGAUCCAGACGGGUUUUCAGCGCUACAUCAUGCUGCUCUCACAGGCACUACAGAGUUGCUGUCUCUACUGUUGGAGGCUCAGGCCAUCGUUGACAUCAAGGACAGUAACGGCAUGCGGCCGCUGCAUUACGCAUCAUGGCAGGGUAAAGCCGAAUCAGUACUAAUGCUGCUGCGGACAGGGGCUACCGUUAACGGUGCGUCUCACGACGGGCAGAUUCCACUACACCUGGCUGCUCAGUACGGACACUACGAUGUGUCUGAGAUGUUGCUACAGCACCAGUCGAACCCGUGCGUGCUGAAUAAGGCUAAGAAGACUCCUCUGGAUCUGGCCUGUGAGUUUGGCCGUGUGAAGGUGGCUCAGCUGUUGUUGAACAGUAAUAUGGUUGCAUCUCUAUUAGAGGGCGAUCGGAGAGACGGGUCAGACUUGAACUGUAACACUCCUCUACACCUCGCCGCACGCAACGGACACAAGGAUGUCAUCCGUCUUCUUCUGAAAGCAGGUAUUGACAUCAACAGAAGCACUAAAGCUGGCACGGCUCUCCAUGAGGCCGCACUCUAUGGGAAGACAGAGGUAGUGCGGCUGCUUCUGGAUACUGGGAUAGAUGUGAAUAUCCGUAACACAUACAAUCAAACAGCCCUGGACAUUGUCAACCAGUUCACCGCAUGCCACGCCAGCAAAGACAUCAAACAGCUCCUACGAGAUGCUACAGGAGUUCUUCAGGUGAGAGCUCUGAAAGACUUCUGGAAUCUUCACGACCCCACAGCCCUCACCAUACGCGCCGGUGAUGUCAUCACGGUGAUCGAGCAGCACAUGGACGGACGCUGGAAAGGCCACAUCCACGACACCCAGAGAGGAACAGACCGAGUCGGCUACUUCCCUCCCUCCAUAGUGGAGGUCAUCAGCCGAAGAUCAGGGGGCACCCUGUUACGACACGCCUCAGUGCCCACUCAACGGCAACAGCUGUUCUCCAGAUCCUCCCUCAGCCCCAGCUUGAGUCUGAGCGGCGGUGUUGCCCCUCAGACUGAUGACUCCUGCACUCUGUACACCACUAACCCCCACCUGGUGCUCCCCCAUGCCAACGGUCUGAGCACCAACUCAGGUGGGCCUCCUCGCAGUCUGUCCCAGCUUAUAACCCCCAGCAUGGAGGACAUCUGGGUUUUGCGGAACUCCUGCGCUGCUGGGGACAGGAACAGUGUGAGCAGCACUGGCAGUGUGGGCAGCACCCGCAGUGCAGGCAGUGGGCAGAGCACAGAGAGCAACAGCACCCCCAGCGGACCACAUCAGCACACCAGCAAGACUGCACCAUCUGCUGGGGAUUCACUACAACCGGAUCAUAACAAACAUGCAGACACACCCACAGGUGUUCCCCGCAGACCUGUGUUGCCCACACAGAAGGCAGGAGAGCAGGGUUUCACUCAGCAGUUUGUACGUCCUCAGCAGCUACUAGAGGGCAAGGAUGCUGAGGCUAUCUAUCAGUGGCUGAGUGAGUUUCAGUUGGAGCAGUACACUGCAAACUUCCUAAACGCUGGCUAUGAUGUGCCCACCAUCAGCAGAAUGACCCCUGAGGAUCUCACAGCUAUCGGUGUGACUAAACCAGGCCAUCGUAAGAAGAUCUCCCUGGAGAUCGGAAACCUCAGUAUUCCAGAAUGGCUGCCAGAGUACAUACCACAGGAUCUUGGGGAGUGGCUGAGUGCAAUAGGCCUGCCUAAGUAUCAUAAGAAACUGGCUGAGAAUGGCUAUGACUCUAUAAAUAUUGUCCGAGACCUCACAUGGGAAGACCUGCAGGAGAUUGGCAUCACCAAACUAGGCCACCAGAAGAAGAUGAUGCUUGCAGUGAAGAAGUUGUGUGAUAUUAAUAAGGCCCUUCUGCAGGCCGAAUCAGAGCAGGGCACACUACGCCGCAAAACCCCUGCUGCCCUGGACCUGCUCACUAUUGAGCCACCCCCUGAGGGUGGUGGCCUUCCCUCGCCCCACACAUCCAAGAUGAUCACUUUCCAGGACAGUGAGCUGAGUACUGAACUACAGAGCGCCAUGUCCACCCCCUACAAUAGCUGUCAGGAGGGACUGGCCAUCAAAAACGCAGUAAGUAUGUCGAUCAGUCAGGAGAGCAUUGACACGCGUUCUCGGGGGUCCGGACGCUCCCAGGAGCCUCCUAACACUCCCUCGUCCUCUUCCUCGGCAUCCACCCAUUACAGCCACUCCCGCGAGAGCUUAACAAGUACCGACAGCAGCCCUACUAAAGAACGGAACAUUCCGGAAGGCCGCGACCAGGUCACGCAUCCUCAGUUACCGCAGCAGCUGCCAUUCAGUAUGUCCACUGGCUUUAAAUACCCAGUGCUGCUUGCCAAACCCAAACUGGGCUCUUUGCCCUCUCCACAAGGCUCAGCUGCUCAAAAAAAACUAAAUUAUCCACGUUUGCUCUGUAAUAGUGCCACGCUCAACCGCCACUCUCCUAGCGUGACCAAGAAGCGCACACAGAGUCUCACCCGCUACGCUUUGUCAGAUGGUGAGCCUGAUGAGGAAGACGAUGAAGAAGCUGCUCAGCUAGCCAGUAUUGCCAUGCCUUCUUAUGCCACAUUGAGCCGCAAGCCUGCCCGUGGCCAAUUGGCACGCCUUCAGUCUGCUCCAGAGCAGUCCAUUGGCCGAAGCCAGUCUUUCGCCAUUAGAGCUCGGCGUAAAGGCCCUCCCCCACUGCCACCGAAACGCCUAAGCUCUGUCAGCAGUUGCAGUACUAGUGUCGAAAUUGUCUCGGACAUGCCAGUGUCACCUACUGGAGGAGUUGAGAGUGACAGUCCUGGAACUUUAAAGAGCAUUGCAGCUGUUUCAGAAACUGUUCUACCUGACCCUAAAGUGGACCUCCUUCAGGAGACCACAUCAUUUGUCUCUGUCUCCAAUGAAGGAUCCAGACAGAGAACUUUGAGUCAGAGAGAGUCUAUCCAAGUCCUGCAAGCCAAUCCAGAUACUGAUAAUGCAUCAAAGUCUGACUCUGAAGAGGAUGAUGGAACCAAGGAUCCAGGUCUGGAGAGCUCUUCCUCACCACAGAACAGCUCCAGUGAGUGCAUCCCCUUUGCAGAAGAAGGCAACCUCACCAUCAAACAAAGACCUAAAGUUGGCGGCCCUCUCAAGACGGAGAGCACCCCAGAGUCUCCAGAGAAAGCCAAACCAGCCAAAGCCCCUGAAGUUCCAGAGUUCAACCUGAAAGAGUCAGACACCGUGAAGAGACGGCAGAAGCCAAAAGACAAGGAGCAGCCAAACAUGGCAUCCGACAGCAAUGUUGACAGCCUGAAGGUUUCUGAGCAAAUUCAGACUCAGGAAACUGUGAAACUCCGCAUCAGUGAAUCGGAGAUGAGUCUUCCACAUGUGGAGCCUUUUCCCAAACAAAUGCAAUCACCACCACCUCUUGCCCCCAAACCUCCCAGUCCCCUGCAUCCAGCACGGCAUACCUCGAAACCACAUCCUGCUCCUACAAACACAGCAGUUGUCUCUGGCGUGACUCUGAAUGUUGUUCAGAGUGUGGCCUUUGUGGCUUCUCCAUGUCCUGUCCCGCACUCCCCACCUAGAUCAGCAAACCUUCAGACUCCUGUUGAGGCAGGUCAGGGGUCGACGCUCAUGCAGCGGAGGCUGGAGAAGACCAGCUCAUCUCUGGAGGAGGCACUGAAAGCAGUAGAGAGAGAACUAACUCUGGAGAACCACACUGAGGGGGUUUCUCACGUGGCAAAGUCUGCAGGAAACAUUCUGGAUGACAUCGGGAACAUGUUCGACGAUCUAGCCGAUCAGUUGGAUGCCAUGCUUGAUUAAACCUCUCUCCUGCAUGGAGCUUGGGAUUAUUUCAUGGAUCUGAUCCAGAGCAGCACAUGCCUUUAUUACGAAUGGAGACCAGAGGAAAACUUGUUUGACCAUUGACCACAUUUCCAAGGACCACACAGGGACAUUUAUUGAUGUCCACAGCCUUCUGACCAACUCCAGUGUAGGUAUCAUCUGUACUUGUUUGUUUAGUCUUAUUCCACUAUAUAAUCAACCAGCAUAUAUAUAUAUUUGUUUACGUAUUUCAUUCUGUCCUGUCAUUACUAGUCUUUCUGGGGCUGAACUGUGGUCUUUACCGAGCAUGACCCCAAUACGUUUUACAAAAUGACCACAAAUGUCCUAGAUGAAAGAGAUGCACUUAGAAGAAUCAUUCCUAAAGCAAUAAUCAUUUCAAAACACUACACUCUUUCAAGGAAAGAUUAAAAGAAUAAUUCUCCCAAAAAUGAACUGCAUAUGACUUUGGAAUGAGAUGAAGGCGAGUAAUAGUCAAUUUUGGGUGAACUAUUUCAUGAGCAUUUUAGCUCAAACAAUUGUACCUUGUUUUAUAUGGAGCACAAGCAGCUUUUUAUCCAUUUCAGAAUGUAAAUAGCCUUCAGGUUUGGUGCUACUACAUUCAUGAAAGAUAUUGUCCUAUUGUGACAUUGCAAAUGUGCAGGGUAAGAAACAUUACUGACAUUUAUUUUUGUAUUUAAGGUUGGUUUUAAAGGGAACACGUCAUCUUUGAAUGAAAACACUUCCUCGUGUAACUAGAGCAGCAUCAAUGUACAGCAAGCAAUUCAGGUUAAAGAUGAUAAUAAACACUAUGAACGUCUUUAAACUUAUUUUAGUCAAAAUAGUAUUUAAACUUUAUCGAAAUAUGUAUAUUGUACACUAAAGGUAUAUUUGAUUGGGAAGCAAACCUGUUUGUUGUACCAAAGUAUAUAUAAGUUUUUUAUUCAAAUGUUGGCUUAUCAGGAUUUCUAAAAUGAUUACCUUGACGCUAAACUAAUGAUAGUUAACCCAGUGACUUUUCCUCUUUGCAAAUCACUUGAUAUGGAUGUUUUCCGUGUGAACUUUCCACUCUGUUGCCAUAUGUGUUUAAAGGUCUCUUUCAUUUAGGUUGUAAUUAACCAAGUUGUUCGGUAUAAUUACUGUCAUUUGUUGUUUUCCCAUGAGUUGUAACAUUUCAGCAGUUUUAGGACAUGCAGAUUCCACUAUAUGUUCUGUUCUUAAAAUCAUAAUGCACCUUAAGUUUAUGUUCAUGCACAGAGACUGUUCCUCUCUGUGUUAGUAAAGAAAUAUCAAAUUGCACAUUGUUGUCUGACCAGAUCCUUACAAUAUCAUGUCACUUGUUAGCAAUAACAAAAUGUAACUGGUUUCUAUGUUGCAUUUUCUUUCCUUUGUUCUAUUUUGUACAUGUUUUCUAUUAAAUGAAUGUAGCUA
Xyrauchen texanus (razorback sucker) is the source of this 6032-nucleotide messenger RNA. RefSeq names its product caskin-2-like. NCBI's taxonomy places the organism in Eukaryota, Metazoa, Chordata, Actinopteri, Cypriniformes, Catostomidae. The transcript is spliced from 22 exons. Gene Ontology annotation, molecular function: protein binding. The coding region runs from base 672 to 4604 and encodes 1310 amino acids. The record is from RefSeq and is a predicted model, not a curated record.